CUCAAGCAAUGGCGCUUUCUACAGCUUUCAAGGAGAGACUCGAUCAAAUGGAGUUCACCAGAAACCAACGACUCGAUCUUCUCCAGGCGGAGAAAGAGAUACAAGUGAACAAAUCACAGAUUUUAGCAACGAAACAGGAGAGUAUAAAAUCCAUAGAACGCAGAUGUUUGAUGUUAGACCAAAAGAUAGCUGCACAAAACCUCAAGAUCACGAUUCUAAGUUCUAACAUUGAAGAUCUCGAUUCCAAAUACCAUGGCUCUAUACAUCAAUUGAGGACACUGAAGAGUGAGGUUGAAGAGCUGAAAGAGUUAGAUGAAGAGAGGGAGAAGUAUUACAAGGUGAAGUGCUUAGAGAUGAAUGAGUUUAUCCAAAACGUUGAGAGGUUUAGAUCAGAGAACCGUUUACAAAUCGAGAACCUGAGAAACAGAGUAAUGGAGCUUAACUCAACGUUCAAAGAAAUUCAUGAGAAGAACAGGUAUCUGCAGAAUACAAACUAAGCAUCGUCGGCUUCGCGCUCUGAAAAAUCAAAGCGUAGAGAGAAGAAGAAAAAGAAGAUGAGAGUAAAAAGGCAGAAGAAAAACAGGAGA
Molecule: messenger RNA, 587 nt
Organism: Capsella rubella
Lineage: Eukaryota; Viridiplantae; Streptophyta; Magnoliopsida; Brassicales; Brassicaceae
Exons: 5
Coding region: 9-497 (162 amino acids)
Source: RefSeq, a predicted model, not a curated record